Molecule: messenger RNA, 2727 nt
Organism: Dicentrarchus labrax (European seabass)
Lineage: Eukaryota; Metazoa; Chordata; Actinopteri; Moronidae
Gene: smpdl3a
Product: sphingomyelin phosphodiesterase acid like 3A
Exons: 8
Coding region: 114-1436 (440 amino acids)
Biological process (GO): sphingomyelin catabolic process
Molecular function (GO): sphingomyelin phosphodiesterase activity
Source: RefSeq, a predicted model, not a curated record
AGUUCCUCACUGUACUUCCUGUUUAUGUCCGAGGAGAAUGACCUGCCGUCGUGUGCCGCUUUAGUUUAUAUGUCUGCAGAGAGAUCAUACUUUCUGGUUUGAACACAACGAACAUGGUUUAUCUUUUGAGUUUUGUUCUGCUGCUGAGCGGCGCGGCUCCGCUGGCUGCGGCACCCACAGGGAGCAGCUACCUGCCGGGCACAGGCAGGUUCUGGCACAUCACGGACCUCCACCUGGACCCCACCUACCACCUGGCCCCAGACCCCACCAAGGUUUGCUUCUCCUCCAAAGGAGUCCCCGCCACCCACGCCGGCCUGUACGGGGACUUCCUGUGUGACUCUCCCUACCGCCUCAUCCAGUCAGCAUUCGCUCACAUGGCACCGCUCACACAGCCACAGGACUUCAUCAUAUGGACCGGUGACAGUCCACCUCAUGUCCCUGCAGAGGAGCUCUCUACAGACUUAGUGAUCCAGGUGAUCAGCAAUAUGACCCAGACCAUCAGACAGCACUUCCCCAAUCUGACAGUCUUCCCUGCCCUGGGAAACCAUGACUACUGGCCUCAGGACCAGAUGACAGCCUCCACUAAUGCCAUCUACAAAGCUGCUGCCCAGCUGUGGAAACCGUGGUUGCAGCCUGAAGCUCUGCUCACACUCUCACAAGGUGGUUUCUACUCCCAGCUGGUAAAACCUGGUUUGCGGGUAGUUAGUCUCAACACCAUCCUCUACUACGGUCCUGAUAAAGUCACAAGUAACAUGACAGACCCUGCUGGACAGUUCGAGUGGCUGGAGAAAACUCUGGAGAAAGCUGCUCAGAGCCUGGAGAAGGUUUAUAUCAUAGCUCAUGUACCAGUGGGGUACCUGCCCUUUGCCAGAAACACCACUGCUAUAAGAGAGAGCCACAACGAGAGGCUGGUUGCCAUCUGCAGGGAGUACAGUCACGUCAUUGCCGGACAUUUCUAUGGCCACACCCACCGUGACAGCAUCAUGGUGCUGUUGGACCAACAAGGUAAACCAGUGAAUUCUCUGUUUGUGUCCCCGGCUGUUACACCGAUCAAACAUGUUUUGGAGCCCUACUCUAACAACCCAGCUUUCCGCAUGUACUUGUACAGCAGUAAGGACUACACUAUGUUGGAUAUCUGGCAGUACUAUUUGAAUCUGACGGAAGCCAACGAGAAACAAAGAUCUGACUGGAGGCUUGAAUAUAUCAUGACUGAAGCUUUUGGACUUACUGACCUGCUGCCACAAAGCCUGCUCCAGCUGGGCCUGAGCUUCAGGCUGCCGCAGACCAAAGCCUUUGACAAGUAUUUCAGUCACUACAUGGUCAGCUACAACAGCAGCAUCAUCUGUGGGGGAGACUGCAAGGUCAGCCAGGUGUGUGCGGUGCUCUACCUGGACCAGCUGUCCUACUCCAAAUGUGUUGCAAAAGGAGAAUGGUAGCGGAUUGAAACUGAAGGAUUGUCGUGGGAUUUGUCUCAAGAUUCACAUUUAGUUUCUGAUUUUUAAUUUAAAAUCAAAUUAUUUUUUACUCUGCUGGAAUCAUGAAAAGGAGAAUGCCAUGCACUGGAUCUGCUCCUCCCUAAUAUUCAUCCAACUAUUUUACCUUUUAUGUUUUUUUUACAAGCAACAUUUUCAUCAAACAAAUUGCACAGCUCCACAGUGAAUCAGUAGUUUAAUAUACCGAUGCAAUGUGAAAAAUAUUAGAAAUACUUUGAUAAUACUGAAUUGCAGCCUUCAAAGUGCCUUAAUUUCUCAUCUGACCCCUCUUCCUCUCAGUUUUACUUCAAGGGAGAAUGGUGGCAUGAAUGUGGAUGGAAGGAUUUAUCUCAGGAAUCUCAUUUAGCUUUUGAUUUUAAUUUUUUUUUUUUUUGUACUUAAUGAGAAAAAUCAUGAUGAAGGGUAUGCCAUGCUGCACAUGGAUGAAAAUGUAGGAUUCUUGAGGGAUUUGUCUCAGGAGUCGCAUUCAGUUUUUUGGGGGUUUUUUUUCAAAUAAUACAUGUUGUUACCUAAAUGAUGGAGUCAUAAAAAGGGAAAUGGCAAAUAUUUAUCUGGGAAAAGAAAAUGCAAUAUAACAAAUUUUUAUUUCCAAGAUGAUUUUUCAUCAGGUGACAUUAGAUAUUUUAGUUUUUGGUAUGGAAACGUUGCAUUGCAGACCUCAAAUAGCAGUACAUAAGUAAUUGAAAAUAGAGAAAAUAUUCUUGUAAUCAUGUUUCAAGAGUGAUGUUGACUCUAAGGGAUAAUAGCUAAGACAUAAUAGCUUUUAUCUGGAUAUGUCUCAUAAAAAAAGAGUAAAGUAUCUCAUUUGAAAUCUGUUCAGAAUGAGUUGGAGCUUCUUAGUCCAUCGUGCAAGUUGUAUCCCUUCUUGCACUAAUGGAUUAUACCUAAUCUGUGGAAUGAUCCAAUUGCUGCCUAAUGGGACCAUCACUUGAGCUGAUGGUGUUGAUUAAUCAUGAACACACACUUAGAUGUGCCAUUUUAAACAUGACUAUGCCCAUUAUAUACAGUUUAUCACAUAGUUGAAACAUGUUUGUUAAAUAUAAAAUUCCAAGUAUGAGAUGUGAACUGUUCCAGGAAUACAUUUAAUUUGUGUCAAAUGUGUGUGAAUGAUGAACUGUGGUGAUUUGUGUGACGUUACCAGUGCUGUGACAUAAAGAUGCAAUAUGAAUAGGUAACACAAUUAAUGUUACAUAUCACUUAUUUUUCUACUAAAUAAAGAUCUUUAUUCAAAGAA